Molecule: messenger RNA, 381 nt
Organism: Sparassis crispa
Lineage: Eukaryota; Fungi; Basidiomycota; Agaricomycetes; Polyporales; Sparassidaceae
Exons: 2
Coding region: 1-381 (126 amino acids)
Source: RefSeq, a predicted model, not a curated record
AUGCUCCCUGCAGCUGACACCACGGAGGAAGCUCAGGACAUAGAGCCAGCUGUCGACUCUAUCCCGAAGUCGCAAGCGACGCCCUUCCCGCUCCCGUGCGCUCUGAUAUCUAUCAGUCCAGAGUGUUCCGAGCAGCAGCGGUCGGAUGCGAUCUACCGAAAUAUCCGCCUGCUCGAGCGCGCACUGGAGGAGCAGAAGAUACGCAUUGCUACAUCGCAGACACGGUGCUUCUACCUCCAGUGCAAGCUGCGCGUUCUGCAGAGGAAGCUCGAUGCCCAAAGUUUGAAGCACAAGGAGAAGGUCUGCAGGAGCGAGCUCUGCUUCAUGGUUCGACGCGCGCGUAAAGCAGGAGGGAAACGUCGGAGAAGAGACCCCAGCUAA